CAAAAAAACAAAAAAAAAUGCUGCUGAUCACAAAAAAUUGACUGAUAAACAAGCUCGGGUACCAUUUCUUGGAAAAAGGGGGAGAAAAAAUGGAGGGAGCCAGGGUUCUGAGAUUGUGAGUGGGAAUUUGACGCAGAUCCGCUCUUGAAUACUCCGAUGACACAAAUUGGGAGCUGGGUUUGAAUGAAUCGAAUUUGAAAUUCCCAAAUUCCAGAAAGUAAAGGUCGGAAUUUCAGCGGUUAUUCUCCAUAAAGACCGAAUCUGUUCUUGGAAGCUUUGAAUCUUUGAAUCUUGGGUAUGAAAAUUUGCGAGGAUCAGAACAAAGGGUUGUGAUUUUUCGGUGUUUCGAUUUGUACGAACAGCUGGUGGUUGGUGGGUAACCGCCAUUUGAGCUCAAUUCUGUGAAUUUGCAAGGUAUCUGAAAUCUGAAAUCCCCAAGAACCCUAAUUUCAGCGAUGCGCUGAAUCUCUGAGGAUAAUUUGUAGAAAUAACUUGUAUUUGAUUUGUGUAGACACAAUAAAAAUAUGCAUGCCCGGAAUCGGAAUCCCGGAAAUGGGUACAGGUCCAAUUCCAUGGGCAUGGGGAUGGGCAUGGCUCCCAACUCUCGGAUCUCUCCGGAGGGUUCUAUGAGGGGGCAUGGCUUUUACAGCACCGAACACCGCAAUUUCAAUCGGGGUUUUGGCCGCCCGAAGUCUUUCCAACCGCCUCCAGCUCCACCACCGCCUCCACCUCCUCCACCCCGGAAAGGCGAUAUCUUUACGGAGGCGGGGCGCCUUGCGGCGGAGUAUUUGGUAGCUCAGGGCCUGCUGCCUCCAAAUGUGCUGUCUGCCAAAUGGCAGAACUCCAAGAAGCAAGUGGGGGAGUUUCAGGAAGCUGAACAGUUGCAAAUUGCAGCAGAGGGCCGAACUUCAGCUCUUGCCCGGUUGGGGAAUUCGGUUUCGGAUGGAGGUUCUAGAAGGGGAAGGUUUGGUGUUGGAUUCAGCAACAAUGCAAGGAAUCAGUUCAAGGGAAGGAGGAGAAAUGCGGCUGGAUCGAAUAGGGGCGCUUAUGGUUCCGACUGGGGCCAAGAGUAUGGGAGGGGUGGUUCGUUCACUGAUAGGCACAGUAGGGCUUCCUCUGAUAUGGAGGGGGAUGAAGGUUCUGUAUCUGGACAGCAUGAGGAGCAGAAGCUCAGUAAAGAUGGUUGUAAUAAUGGGUUGCAACAGAACUCCAGUCCAAGUGAUUGGGGACCGAAGAGCGAGGAUGCAGUGGAUUCAGAAUCUAAAUUAGACAAGAGUCAAAACCACGAUGAGGAUAUGAGCUCAAAGCCAAGUUCUUCUGGUGCUUGGAAAGAUGGUCCAAUUGAAACCGAUGAAGUUGGUGAGGAACCCUCCAAGGUAUCUGAUAUAGAGAUGAAGGAUCAAGAUUCUGCCACCAGUUAUGAAACCGAGAAACAUAACGUAUCGGAGAACUUACCGAUUCAGCUUAGGGUUCCGGAGGCUGAGGUUGAGGGUGAUUCCUCAGGAAAGAAUGGUACUGAUUUGCUGACACUCUCCAAAUUUGCCAAGGUGCCCACCAGAAUCCGCUCGUCGUUGACUUCUAGGGGUCCAAAGGUUGAUCCAGUUACAAAUAUCCAGGUGGGGAGCACCUCCGACGUUGCUGUCCAACCAGAAGAGUUUCAAGUUUUAGUUGAAAGCGGUUCUCUUGAUAUUUCCACAGGUGCCACUCUUUCGGAUAAAACUCCUCAUGAGAAUGAUCUCAACCCCGAAUCUUCUAAACCUCAGUCCAGUCAGUCGGCUGAAAUUUUAGUAGAAUUAGAUCCUGAAUAUGGUAUGGAGCAAAACAAACAUGGAAGAUCCCAGUCUUUGCCAGGUAGAGCUUUUGUUCGUGAAGACGAGCAAGACUCAAGUCAGGGACCAGUAGGGUUUAGGAGUUCCAGCUUUGUAGUUAAAGAAAGAGUUGAGAAAAGGGCUUUAGAAGUACACGAUAACCUGGGAGGAGCUAAAAAACCGAGACAAUGGCUUCCUUACAUGGUUGCAGACACAGAUGAGUGUUUCCAACGUCCUAAAUUGGGUGAAAAGAAAGAAAGUUCACAGGAAGAAAACACUUCUGCUGAUGAGCAGGUAAUUAUAGCUAAUGAUCAUGAGAGCUCGGUAAUGAAUGAUUCCCUUUUCCAAAAAAAUGGAAGUGAAGCCUGUAUGGAGUAUGUGCAAGAAAAGCAGCUUUUUCCAAAUUCAUUCAAGAUCUGCGACCUUAAUCUCAUGGAUGCACAUGAGAAUCGUGAUAGUGAUCAUGCAAUAGAUUAUCCAACUGUUUCUGGAAUAAAGAAAGAAGCAGAAACUGUUGAUAUUGAUUUGUCAAUGAGUAAUUCCAACUUGUCUGGUGAAAACAGUAGACAAACCAUCGAUGUUAAAGAGAUUGAGAUCAUAGAUUUAGAAAAUGACUCCAUCCAAGAAGAUAAGACCUUCAACAAUACCGAAAGAAAGACAGAUGCUGAAUUUACUCCUCUAGAUGGCUUUACCAACCAUGCGCAGAAUCCUAACGAUAUCCCUGAUGUUCAAGAUGGUUAUGGGCUUAUGAUUUCAGAGUUGCUGGGAACUGAUUUCCCAAGUUGUUCAACGGUACCAGGGGAUCUUAAUCCAGUGCAUAAUGAAAUUGACCUUCAUAACGGACAGCCAGCUCUUGCUGACGAUGAUUCGAUAUACAUGGCGCUGGGAGAAAUACCAUUAACCUUUUUGAGGCCCUGGGAGCAGCCAACCCCACAGGAGUAUGAGAAGCCCUUUUGAUCCAGCCAUUCAUAAUAUUGCUGGGAUGUACAAUUCGGUAAUGCUUAGAUCAUUGGGGGUUCUUUUGUCCCAUUUGCUUCAUUUAAGUGGCAAUCUUUGCUUUGAUUGAUUUUUAUUUUUUCAGUUUGUUAAGGGUGCAAGUCUGUUCCUCUGGUAGGAAGUUUAAGGAUGUUAAAUACUUUUAAUUUGCUGUUACACCUUGUUUUUAACAUGAAAAUUUUAAUCGUGUUGAUUCGCAUUUGGCGGUAAUGGUUGAAGACGCCAUUUGUUA
Molecule: messenger RNA, 3036 nt
Organism: Pyrus x bretschneideri (Chinese white pear)
Lineage: Eukaryota; Viridiplantae; Streptophyta; Magnoliopsida; Rosales; Rosaceae
Source: RefSeq, a predicted model, not a curated record